This is a messenger RNA of Rhizophagus irregularis DAOM 181602=DAOM 197198, 1448 nucleotides long. RefSeq lists its product as uncharacterized. Lineage: Eukaryota; Fungi; Glomeromycota; Glomeromycetes; Glomerales; Glomeraceae. The record is from RefSeq and is a predicted model, not a curated record.
CAAUGAUAAAACUUAAUACGGACUGUCUUAACCUUAUUUUUGAUGAACUACAAAAAGAUAAAAAUUCCUUAUAUUCUUGUUUAUUGGUUAAUAAAGAAUGGUGUAAUAUUGUAGUUCCAAUUUUAUGGAAAGAAGUUUCAUGGUAUGUAGAUGAUAAAUCAGAAAAGAAACUUUUUAAUACAAUAUUAUCUUGUUUAUCAUUAACAUCAAAAAAAUUAUUAAAUGAUAAUAAUAUAAAAUUACCUAUAAUAAAAAAACCACCAAUAUUUAAUUAUAUAAGUUUUUGUGAAUUUCCAGAAGCAGAAAUAGUAGAUAAUAUAAUUGAAAUGGUAUUUGAAGAAUUGAAUGAUAAUGAUGAAAAUGAUGAAGAUAAAAGAAAUCUUUUAGAACAAGAAAUUUAUAAAUUAUUUGUUAGUCAAUGUGAAAAGAUUAAAGAAUUAAGUUGGGAAACAUCACAACCUUUACCAUUAUUUCCAGGAGCAUUAAAAUGUUUUUCAAAAUUAAAGAGUUUAGAUAUUGAUAUGGAAUAUAUAGAUUCUAAAUCACUUUAUGAGAUGUCAAAAAUUUCAAAAAAUUUAUAUGAAUUAUUUAUUGAAAAUUUUUCAAAUGAUUCAGGAUUAAUUUCUUUAAUUGAUGCUCAAAAGAAUUUAAAAAGUAUAUCAUUUUAUUCUUAUAAAAAUAAGGAAGGAAAUUGUAAAGAAUUAAGUAAAGCAAUAGCAAGAAAGAGUAAUACAAUAAAUUUUAUUAGUUUAACAUCAAUUAGUACCAUUACACCAACAUUCUUAACAUCACUUAAUAAUUUAAAAUUUAUAUCAAUUUAUAAUAGAGAAAAAUAUGAUGAAACAAGAGAAGAGAUUAAAGAAUUUCAAAAAUAUCUUUCAAUUUCAGAAUUUCCAAAUCUUCGAUAUCUUUUAAUUAAUAGAUUAUCAUGUUUUAAAGAAAUUUCAAUGUUAAUUGAAAAAACCAAAGGAAAUAUUAUAAAUGUUGAAAUUUCAGAUUCUGAUAAAACAUCAAAAAAUACAGGAAUUUUAAUUAAAUCAAUUUCUAAUAAUUGUCCAAGGAUUAAAAUAUUAUCAACAUAUCUUGAAUCAAUAGAUUUUAUUCAUGUAAAAUUAUUAUUAUUAAAUUGUAGAGAUUUAGAAUCUUUAAGAUUUUAUAGUUUAAAUAUAAAUAAUGAAAAUGAUAAUAUAGGAGAUGAAUUAUUAGAUAUUUUAACUAAAUAUUCACCAAAUUCUUUAACUCGAAUAAGAAUUAGUGGUAGUUGGAAAUAUUCUAUUAAUAUUUUUGAACAAUUUUUUGAUAGUUGUAGAGAAAGAAUUUUAUCAUAUUUUGCAAUUAUACCUGAUAAUAUUAUAAAUUAUAUUAAAGAUGAUCAUAAAUCAAUUAUUAGGAAAUAUAUUAGAGAAGGUGUAAUAAAAAGUUCAAAUUAUGAUUUUUAUUAAAAUUUC